AUGGCAUUGCACGACUUAUACGAACUCAGGGUCAACGGCCUCAGCAUCGCCUUCUACCUCAUCACCACGAUCUCUCUGUACUACAGCGACAUGUACCGGAAUAAGGGAAAGACAAGCUAUUCCUUCUACUUCGGGUCUAUCUUCUUCCUCUACAUCUACUGCACCCAACUGGCCAGCGCAGCAAUCAUCUGUUUUGGCAUCUCGGCUUUGAAAAUUAAGCCCGUCGUGCAGGAGUCGCCCUGCGGAACGUUGUCGUUGAAGAACGAUUUCUGCGCGACGUGCGGGUCUUUAACAAGGUUUUUGGCGUUUGUGGGACAGGAAGGGGAGUGGAGGUGGGAUAAGGUCGAGGGGAAGUGGGCCGAGCAGGGUGUGCUUCUUGGAGUUUUGAUCGUACUCACGCUACUACUGUGGGUGUCUCUCACGAAAGGCAUUGCCUACGACAGAGCGAGAGCAAACGGGCUGGCAGUCGGCGAGUGCAAGGACACAAGCGAUGCGCAAGACACGUUGGAGGCUGCCUGA
Saxophila tyrrhenica is the source of this 519-nucleotide messenger RNA. RefSeq lists its product as uncharacterized. The transcript is spliced from 2 exons. The coding region runs from base 1 to 519 and encodes 172 amino acids. The record is from RefSeq and is a predicted model, not a curated record. Lineage: Eukaryota; Fungi; Ascomycota; Dothideomycetes; Mycosphaerellales; Extremaceae.